AUGAACUCCAAAACUGAUGUGGAGUUCGGAUCAGUGAAUUGGAUAGAAUCUGGAUUUACGAAAUCUUGUGGAAAUUUUAGGACAACAAACAUUGAUGUGGUUGAAGAAGUGGACAUCUUUUCUCAUGUAUUGUGCAGAGAAAAAAUAAAAUGGGGAGGAUGCCUUAGAAUAUAUCCUAGGGGCGGUGAUAUAUGGGCCAUAUAUAAGAACUGGUCAUCGGAAUGGAACAGGGAGACCCCCUCUGAAGUUAGGCAUCAAUAUGAGAUGGUGGAAGUUAUGAUGGAUUAUGAUGAAGAAGAUGGAGUGCAUGAGUCCACUGGUGAAAAGGUGGAGAAAGGACUGAUGAUCUUCCAGAAUGCUGUUGGGAUCUGGAUCCUUCAACAGCAGCAAGAACAAGAAGAAGCUGAAGCUGGGAAACAUAAAGUGAUAUCUUAA
Messenger RNA from Impatiens glandulifera, 435 nucleotides. RefSeq lists its product as uncharacterized. Lineage: Eukaryota; Viridiplantae; Streptophyta; Magnoliopsida; Ericales; Balsaminaceae. The transcript has 2 exons. The coding region runs from base 1 to 435 and encodes 144 amino acids. The record is from RefSeq and is a predicted model, not a curated record.